GUGACUGUUAACUACUUCUUCCUCCGCACGGAACUGUACAUCCGGCGUAGAAGAAGACGUUCACGCUGUCAUGGCUGUUGUGCAUUAUUGAACUGCAUACCGGUAGAUAUUUUGUGAUAUACGAGAGGCUUAUGGACAGCGGUUUUCUACAAGAUGUUUAAACGUUUGCUCCCCUUUUCUCGUUGCUAUCGACCUAACCGCUGUACGUGUUUGUAAGUUGUCGAGUCUGCAAAGGUUAAGCAUGUGUGCUAACAGAAGCUAGCUGCACAAGUAAGGCUAUGAAUCAAUAAUGAACUAUAUUGUCAGCUGCAGUGGGUAAACUAGGGCAGAUAACACUGUGUGAAGCAGAAGAAAUACAUAAUUAUUGAAGGAUCAGUGCUAACUGCAUGCUUGGAAACUUGUGUAUAUGUUUGUUUGCUAUGCAGUCUCUGUACAUUGAGUCACAUGUUUUCUCAUCCAGGUGCACUUUAUUGCUCUCAAUGUUACUACAAGUUUCAGCUGUACAUUUACUGCUUUGUUGUUUUGUUUGUUGCAUUUUCAUGAUCCAUGUCUCUAACGACCCUUAGGCUAGAUAGAACCUUGUUUAACACGAAGGUAAAGGAAUGGCCGUGUAGACAAUGAAGUGGUGCAACAAUAAUAUAAAUAAUAGUAGUAAUACUAAUGUUUUUUAUACAACAAUUAUCAAAACUGACUUCACAAACACGGAAGCUCACAAUAUAAAGAUGAAACAGGGAGACAAAAUAACAAGACAUAUUAAUAAAAGAUGACCCAACUAAAAAAAGUAAAUGAUAAAAUCUUAAAAGAGUGAUUAAAAGCUGGGGCUGGACAGAGGAAACAACAAAUACAACAAUAAAUACAUUAAAUAAAUAAAUUUAAAUAAGGCUAUUAGAUAAAGAUGUUUUCUGAAGUAAUGUAAGGUGUUGUAGCAGUGAAUGGCUUGUGGCAUUCUCACGCACUCCAAAAAACAGCCACUUAAAAUUCAAAAGAUUUAUUCCAAAAAAGGAAAUUUAAAUUUUAAGUGGCUGUUUUUUGGAGUGCAUGCAAACGCCAAGCCAUUCAUUACUACGGCAUUAAGUCAAAAAAACUAUCAAACCACAGCCUUUACCUGCCUGACACUGCAGACUGACAGCACCAGCCAUGACGUAUGACCAUAAUCGGGUGACUAAAAUGGUGACGAAAGAAAUACUUACCAAUGAUUAAAUCAGCGUAGAUCCAACCAAACAAAAAGGACAUAAGUCAUAAAUAGUGUUUGUGUUUUUUAAAAAUGAAAUGGCUACAACAUAGGGUUCCUUUGGUUUUUAAAUUUGAUGUGGGAUCAUUAAGGAGGUCCCUGUCUGAGGAUCUGAGACUACACACUGUUUGGUAUGGAGACAGCAGUAUUCAGGGGCCAGACCAUGGAGUGCUUUAAAAGAUAUAACAAGUAAAACCUUAACAUCAAUUCUUAAAGAAAUGGGUAGCCAGUGUAAGGUCAUUUAAACAUGAGUAAUAUGCUCUCUUUUCUUCGUUUCAGUUAAAAGUCUAGCUGCAGAAUUUUGCUCUAUUUGGCAAUUAAUUAAUUUCUGAUUCAUUCCUGUUAAAACACGACUAAACUAAUCUAAUGAUGAGGAAAUUGAUUGUUAGGGUGUCAGUAAAAGUCAGCACAGAUCUUAUUCAGGCAAUAUUUCUUCGUUGGUAAAAGCACGGUUGGAUAACUUUGUAUGUUUCUGAUAAGUACAGCUGCUGCUAAAAGUAACUCAGAGUUGAGGUUUCUUACAUUUAGUUUUACAGUCAGAGAGAGAGAACCGAGGGAGGACUGAAUUUGGGGCCAAUAAUGAGUAUUUCAGUCCCUCUUAAAGUAAAGCUGCUCUGUUCAGUCUGCACCGGUGUCAGGGAAAACUACAGCUUGAUGUCACUGGGCUUGAGAUGAUCAAAUGUCUGGAUAUUUUUUUUUCUAUCAUCAAAAUGUUAACAAACUAAAUGGAUCCCAACUUCAUGACUCAUCUGCCUGCGUAAAUGACUCCUGUAUGACCUUUUAAAUGCCAACCUCUAAUUUGAUUUAUGGCUUUUCCACAUUAUUUUGGGGCUGAAACUAAAGCUAAGUUUAUGUUGGAUUAUUUGUGUCUCUUAAAUUUUGCUUUGUUUGUUUUCAUUUAAUUGUUGUGCAGUUGUGAAUGUAGAACCCACUUGCUCCAGCACUGGUCUGUCAACAUUAAAAGAGCAAGCAUGAGCAGCCUGGACCAAGACCAGCGUCUCCAACCUAGUUGCCGUGACAAAACAACAGUCUCCAGUGAUUCAUCAGAUGCGUGUGAGCUUGCCAAGCAGCCUCUCCAAGGUCUAAAAUUGGCAUCACAUGAAGUACUGAAGAAAGCGCAGCAGAAAGGCAGGUUGAUAUGCACUAAAUGUGGAGGAUCAAGGAUGUUCUUCUGCUACACAUGCUGCUCAUUACUGGGUGUCACCCAGCAAGAAAUCCCUUUACUCAAGGUCAGUUUAAGGUCAGGACUCACUUGAUUGUUCUUUUUAAAAGACAGCGUCACCUCCAGUGCAGCUGCAGUAGAAGUGUCCUGAUGUGCUGGAAAAUGUUAAGAAAUGCCUUUAAUGUAGGAUGUGUAAUUUUGUUAUGUUCGUGUCCUCUGAACCUGGCUCUUCUUGUAUUUGUAAAGCUUCCUGUUAAGAUAGACAUCAUCAAGCAUCCUAAUGAGUCUGAUGGAAAGAGCACUGCGAUCCAUGCCAAGAUCCUGGCGCCCAGUGAUGUGACCAUAUACACUUACCCCUGCAUACCUGACUAUGAAAAAGACAAGGUGAGCAGUUUUUCAUUGUUAAAAAAGCCCAUUUAACCAUGGGGCUGUAAUUUAUUAUUGGUUGCUAUUAAGUAUAAUCAGUAUUGGUUAUUCUGCCUAUUAUCUAUCAUAUCAAUAGUUUCCCCUGAAGAUUCCAAAAGGUAAUAAGUACUCUAAACUCCAAUAAAUAGGUCACAAAACAUAGUUUAUAUCUCUCUUUUAUUUGCUCCAGAAGCCUUAAACCCCAAAACGAUCAUUUUACUACUAAAUAAUCUGAAGAAAAGCAAAAACAGCUCAUAGUUAUGAAGCUUGAAAUAGGAAAUGUUAAGUUUAUUUGGUCUGGAAAAUAAUAGUUUCAAGUAUCACGUUUCUGCUUCUUACUCAGCAUCUUUUACCUAUUAGGGAAUCAUCAUUGUCAUGUACCUUUCCGUUUAUUCAUGUAAUAUUGUUUGUGCUGGAAACUACUCUCAAGUCAUGUCAUUAUACUGUCAGUGUUCAUUACAUUUACAGUUACAGCUUUUCUGCUUCUUUUAGUUUUUAUUUGUACGAGUCAAAUGGAUUUGAAAAUUUGAUGACACGGCCUAAAUAAGAUCAGAAUUUGGAAAACUGAGCGACUUCUCCUUUCUGAGGUUUUACACUCGUCAAGUUUCUAUUUCAUUGAUGUAGAACAGAAUCAGAUACCGUAUUUUGAUUUGGCUUUCGAAAUUAAGAUGAACGCAUGGCAUGCAAAAGUUAUGUAGGUUCAUUAUAGCUGACAGAUUUUAUAUAUUUUUUUUAUUUCCCUCAUUUUAUUCCUAAUUCCUUAAUUUCUUUCGGCGCUACUUCUAGAAAUAUAUAUAACACCACAUUAUAGAAACAAUAUACAUUUGUUGUUUUCUGCCGUCUAGUAUGAAACUGUGCCCCUCUAAAUCUGUUUAUUGUCUUUCACUCUCAGGUGGUGUUAGUGUUCCCUGGUUCUGAAGCUGUCUCAAUUCAAGACAUGAUGCAGUGUCUGCAUGCCCAGGCUGACAGCAGGUCACGUGACUCCUCUGAUGAACCCUGUAUAAAGAGACUAAAGAAAGAGGAGGGUUCAGACAUUGAUACGAACCCUGAGUCAGGGACCCCAGAUGAAAUGAAGGGCUCUGAGUCAAGGGUGUUUCCUCUGCAGAGGGUGGUCUUCAUUGACAGCACAUGGAACCAGACCAACAAGAUCAGCACAGAUGAGAGACUGCAAGGUAAUCAACUAAGAUUGCAUUUGUGCAGCUUUUCAAAGAGCUCUGGCUGCUGUUGAUUAUUGGGGGCAAAUGUACUUCACCCACGGUGCUGUUUAACAUGAUCUCAGCCUGUGUGAGUGUGUGUUCUCACUGACGUUUGUCCUCCAGGUUUUGUGCGAGUGGAGCUGAAGACGAGGAAAACCUGUUUCUGGCGCCAUCAGAAGGGCAAACCAGACACCUACCUUGCAACUAUUGAGGCUAUUUAUUAUUUCCUCAAGGACUACCACAAGCUUGUCCUCACUCAGGAGUACAAAGGAGAAUAUGACAAUCUUCUCUUUUUCUACGCAUACCUGCACUCAGUUAUCAACACGGCCAAGAAGUCUGCAGGAAAAUGCUGAAAGAAAAGACUGAGUCAGCUACAAGAGACUGAUAUGAGCUGUAGCUGAAGAGUUGCUUCAGCAGUUCCUGCUGUCCUGAUUUUGUUUUUUAUGCUAAAGGAUAUUUUCUUUUCAAAGGGACACUGACUGUGAUCAGUUUGAACAGAACAUGCAAUAAAACAAAUGGUAAACACGAGUGCAACUGAAUUAAGUGUUUUUAAGUAAAACAGAAGUUUAAUACAUUUAAAUAACUUGCCUGAAGCUGCCUGAAGUGUUGAAUUUAAAGCUACCCCUUUUCCAAACGGCCAAACAUUUAUUGGAGAUGAUGUAAGUCAGAGAAGAGACGAGUUCUUUUAUUAUGAAAUGUUGAAAUUAUUCUUAAGCAUUCAAAAAAAGUCAGCAUGCAUGAUAUGAUUCAUUUGUACGUGUACCAUCAGUGAAGUCUGCAAAGUUCAGCAUCUUGUUUCCACUUCUCUCCAUCUGCAGGCCUGAAUUUUUUAAUUAUUCAAGUGCUGAAUUACAACGUAAUGUAGUAAUGUGGAAAUUAAAGUCACUUCAGAAAUGUUUCAAUAUUUUUAUUUACAAAUCAGUAAAUAAUAGUGCUUUCAUUAUACAUGCCUUAUCAUAUAUUACUCAUAGUUCUUGGACACUUGCUAUUGAAUCCAUCUAAAAUAAAUCUUCAAAGCCAAUGCUGGAAAUCUCACAUCUGUGCACCUGCCUACUGUCCAUGGUGGCAAGUUAACGUGGGGUCACUAGUAGAAGGUCUCUCUGAUCUUGGCCUGCAGGCUGUCGCACGUCUUCUUGGCGUCUCCAAGCAGCAUAGAUGUGUUGGGUUUGUAGAAAAUGGGGUUAUCAACUGCAGCGUAGCCCACACCUAAGGUACGCUUCAUAACAAUUACCUGAGGAAGAUAAGAAUACAUAGUCACCUUCUGUACCACAGACUAAAACGCAGUGACAUGCAAAAAGAAAAAAAACUGAAAACAAACCUGUUUGGACUUCCACACCUCCAGGACAGGCAUGCCAGCAAUGAUGGAGUUUGGAUCUUCUUGUGCGGCAGAGUUCACGGUGUCGUUGGCUCCAAUGACCAGUGUCAAGUCUGUCUCUGUGGGCCGCAGAUGUUCACUCAUUUAUAUACAAAACAGAUGAAAACACAAACCGAUCGGGCUCUCCAUCACCACACUUAUCUCCCCCACUCAUAAACAGAACCAUGUGUCCCAGACCGCGUGCCUGGUUGCUAAGAAAACAAGACUGUUGCUCUGAUAACAUAGCACAUCUAAAUAUCAGGACACAUUACAAAGUUGCUCCCACUGUAGAUGAAAGGGGGCUGUGGUCAUUACACACAGCUGAUCUAAUGUUAUUGUCUGACACCUUCCGGCCACAGUGACAACCAUGCAGCAAUAAAACAUUUUACAGCUCUGUGAAAAAAAAAGUGAUUUACCCGGGAAAUCAUCAUUGAUCUCAUCCAUCUCCAGGACCACAUCAUAGGGAACUCCAGCCUCGGCCAAGAGGACGUUGAGCUGGCCGGGCAUACGACCGGCUACUGGGUGGAUACCAAACCUAAUGGAGGUGAAUGUAAAAUAUAUAACUACCCAUUAACACUGAUUGAUCUACAUUAAGGCACUGUAAAUUCCCUAAUUAAUGAUGUCUGUGUCUGAACAAAUUCAACAGAGAGGAAGAAUAACUCCCCUCAGCCUUGUAUUUUAUGGUUUCAAGCAACAAGUAAGAAGCUUUUCUAUAUUGUAGCAGGUAGACUUGAGGCUUCUUAACUUGAUUGAUUGCAAUUUAACCGAUGAAUUGCUUCAUAUUUAGUAUCUGUAAUCCAAAUAUUGCUUCGUUUACAGGCCUUGGAUGAUAAAACAGAAUGUGUAUAGAUUUUCACCUGACAGCUUUUCCCUGUUCGCUCAGCAUCUUCACCAUAUCUGCAAUCGGGUACUGGGCUUUGGCUGCACACAGACCCCAACCUAAAGUCAAAACCAUCAAGAGAAUAAUCAUGCAAGGGGUUAAAAAAGGGCCACUCUCAGCCUAGGAUAAUUUUUAUAAAACAAAAUAAGAUAAACGUCUUUAUCUUCAUAUCUCUUGGGGACAUAUAAACCAGGGUUGACAGAGCGGAAUGAAUUCAUUGAAGAAACUGCUGCCUCUAGAAAAAUAACUUGAACACCAGACUGAAUAAUGCCCAAAACAGUUUGAGUUCAGGGUUGAAUUAUGUGUGUUUUGUAAACACUGUAACUGAAUUUGGAUGAAGAUACAAGUGCUCUUUCAUACUUUAGGGUGGAACCUCUUUCUUUUGCUUUAAUUGUCUGCUGAUGAAUAACAUUUUAUCACAAUUGUUUUUAUGUUUUGUUGUUUCUAUGACACAAUAAAAACUUCCAUGAGAAAGGAGUUACUUGUGCUUCUUCGGCUGCUGAGUCUAUUAUCACGUCUUUUAAACGCUUAAAACCUAAUCCUUUGACACAAUCUGUUAAUAUCUAAAUGAAAGCAGAGUAAUCCAGCAUGGGCAAUAAAAAGUUAUUCCUCCAGGGUUUUUUCUUUCUUUCCGUCCCUCUCUCCACCACAAGUCUCCUCUCUAUAUUAAAUCAUAGUGCUUCAUCGGUCUGAGAGACAUUUUUCUCAGUAAAACUUUUGCAUGUGUGGUGUGCCUUCGGGUCCCCUGCGUGCAAAGAACUCCUUUCCUUAUGUCUGCGUAACCCCUGUUUAACCCUGGUGGUCAGGUACCUUGUAGAGUUCAGCAUUACCCCUAAUUGAGUUUUUUGAAGCCAGUCGCCCGUAACCCGUAUCUCCCAAUUCCCCAGAAAACUGGAGCCUUCUGUUUCCUCACUGCUGUGCUUUGUUGUUGACAGCGCAUGGAGAAGUCCUGGGUCUGGACUCAAUAGCUCUUAUGACUUUUCACUGUUUCUCUAAUCAGAGCAGCAUGUUGGACCACACAGCUGUCAUUGCGUUGGUUUGGAGCCACUUGAAAACAACAGCAAUCCAAGUAUCCAAGAGUGGUUCCUCUUACUCAGGCCACUCGACAACUACUCAGCUGUCGGACGAGUCUGGCUUGUUCUGUUUAAUAAAUCAAGAUGUGGUCACCGUCUCACACUGAAAAAUAAAAUCCAUCAACCUUAACUCUUUACGAACAAACACGUUCUGACACACUCACUGUAUAUACUGUAUGUGCUACGAGACACCGGGUUUCUGUGUAAUUAUUUAUGGACAAACUGCUCCCUCUUGUGGUGUCCAGUCCCUGUAUUUUCUGUUUAAUUAAUGACUACCAUACAGUCAGUUUGAGAUCCCGAACAUUUGCAAACUCUUCAAAUCCUGUGGUUUUCCAAAAGCUACCACAACAACAUUUUGAUAUAGAUUUGGCAGAGCAGUCAUGCUGAGCCUCUCUGUCGGAUAAGGUUAAUCAGAUGACAGAGAUAGUUGAUGUUAUUGAUGCAGACAGUCUGAGCAGCUGCAGCUGGAGUACAGAGGAUCCACGCUCUCUGGUGAUGAGGGAAUCUCAUAUUAAAUUGGUGCUCCACCUCAGUCUCUGAAGUCAACCCAAACAUCUUUCUACACCUGUCGAAGUGAUGAAUGAAUGAAUUCAGUCAUGCUCCCCCUGGUUCUUUGAUCACUUAUUGCCUUAAAUACUAGAGAAGAGUACAGUCUGGAUCAGCACUGCAUGUAAAAUAAAAGGGAGCAGUGUCAUUUUGGUACAUUCAAGAGCGGAGAAAAAUACAAAAACAAAUAUUAAGUUGUUCAAAGCUGCUCGUGGCUCUAUAGGGAACACUGUAAUCAUUUAAGGAGACCUAUUAUGCUGAAUGGUAUUUUAAUACAUACAUAAUGGUCCAAUGUUGGCUGCCCGUACCAAACUUUAGCAUGGACUUGUUUUCCAUGUCCUUUGAACAUCCUGUUUCAAAACACUGCCAUUAUCUAACAUCAGGACAUGCAAUCCUAUCAAGACUAUUUUUAACUGCCCAUCCAGCGGUCCUAUUAAAAGACGCAGCCUUCAGGAAGCUAGAGUCCAAUUCACUGCUUGUCUUUUUCCUCUGUCUUGUACUUUGUUGAUGCAGUACAUCUCAGAAAAUUGAUCCUAAGGGUUCUUUUGGUUGUGAGAGACAAUCAAAGUUAUUCUCUCUUCCCAAAAACAGAGCGAAUAUGUUUUUGGGACAACAGCCACAUCAGAGCAGCUUGUGCUCACCACUUCACUCAGGACUCCUUAGAAAACAAAGGCCAGUACAGGCUGGAUUUGAAACUUCCCCAUUGAUAGAGACCUUCCCUGAAGGCUUGGAGCCACAAACUGUAAGCAACACUAACAGCA
Messenger RNA from Xyrichtys novacula (pearly razorfish), 8608 nucleotides. Lineage: Eukaryota; Metazoa; Chordata; Actinopteri; Labriformes; Labridae. The record is from the annotation of a GenBank genome assembly.